GGGGGCGGCCCGGGAGGGGGCCCAGGGCCGGGGCCCUGCCUGAGGCGAGAGCUGAAGCUGCUCGAGUCCAUCUUCCACCGCGGCCACGAGCGCUUCCGCAUUGCCAGCGCCUGCCUGGACGAGCUGAGCUGCGAGUUCCUGCUGGCCGGAGCCGGAGGGGCCGGGGCUGCGCCCGGACCCCAUCUCCCCUCUCGGGGAUCGGUACCGGGGGAACCCGUCCGCAUCCACUGCAACAUCACGCUCUUGCAGCAUCUGAAGAGGAUCAUCUCUGACCUGUGUAAACUCUACAACCUCCCUCAGCAUCCCGAUGUGGAAAUGCUGGAUCAGCCCUUGCCAGCGGAUCAGUGCACGCAGGAAGAAGUAUCUUCAGAAGACGAAGAUGAGGAGAUGCCUGAGGAUACAGAAGACCUAGAUCACUAUGAAAUGAAAGAGGAAGAGCCAGCAGAGGGCAAGAAAUCUGAAGAUGAUGGCAUCGGAAAAGAAAACCUGGCCAUCCUAGAGAAAAUUAAAAAGAACCAGAGGCAAGAUUACUUAAAUGGUGCAGUGUCUGGCUCGGUGCAGGCCACUGACAGGCUGAUGAAGGAGCUCAGGGAUAUAUACCGAUCACAGAGUUUCAAAAGUGGAAACUAUGCAGUCGAACUCGUGAAUGACAGUCUGUAUGACUGGAAUGUCAAACUCCUCAAAGUUGACCAGGACAGCGCUUUGCACAAUGAUCUUCAGAUCCUGAAGGAGAAGGAGGGAGCAGAUUUCAUCUUACUUAACUUCUCCUUUAAAGAUAACUUCCCCUUUGACCCACCGUUCGUCAGGGUUGUGUCUCCAGUCCUCUCUGGAGGGUAUGUUCUGGGUGGAGGUGCCAUCUGCAUGGAACUUCUCACCAAGCAGGGCUGGAGCAGUGCCUACUCCAUAGAGUCGGUGAUCAUGCAGAUCAGCGCCACACUGGUGAAGGGAAAGGCACGGGUGCAGUUUGGAGCCAACAAAUCUCAGUACAGCCUAACAAGAGCACAGCAAUCCUACAAGUCUUUGGUGCAGAUCCAUGAAAAAAACGGCUGGUACACACCCCCAAAAGAAGAUGGCUAACCCUGGAGUAUCAUCCCCUUCCUCCUCCCCCAGGCACCACUGGACCAAUUACCUUUGAAUGCUGUAUUUGGAUUUCACGCUGCCUCUGGUUCCCUCCCUCAUUUUUCCUGGACGUGAUAGCUCUGCCUAUUGCAGGACAAUGAUGGCUAUUCUAAACGCUAAGGAAAAACAACAAACAACACACUGAACUGUUUCAAGUACUCAAGACUGACUACAAACCAACCACCUUGCUGGAACCCUUGCUAGCAGGCAUUCUUAUAAAGAAACUCUCAAGCCUCCUUAUAUUGCUGGAAACUCAGCUGUGCUCCAGACUAGAGCCUCCUUGCCUAUGCUAUGGGUUUUUAAUUUAUUUUCUCUUAUUUCAUGUACACUGCUUUUUUUGGUUACAGUGUAUGAUGGAUGUGUAUGAAAAAAAAUGUAUCUUUGGGAAAACAAUUACAGUUCGUUAAUUUGAAGAUGU
This is a messenger RNA of Microtus ochrogaster (prairie vole), 1537 nucleotides long. RefSeq names its product ubiquitin conjugating enzyme E2 Q1 (gene Ube2q1). The coding region runs from base 316 to 1077 and encodes 253 amino acids. NCBI's taxonomy places the organism in Eukaryota, Metazoa, Chordata, Mammalia, Rodentia, Cricetidae. The transcript has 12 exons. The record is from RefSeq and is a predicted model, not a curated record.